Molecule: messenger RNA, 2025 nt
Organism: Acanthocheilonema viteae
Lineage: Eukaryota; Metazoa; Nematoda; Chromadorea; Rhabditida; Onchocercidae
Source: the annotation of a GenBank genome assembly
AUGCAUUACACCGAGUGUCUCAGCGGUACCGGCACUGGACACAACGAAAAUGCUUUUGAUAUGAAUAAUGAGUUAAGGAAAGCAGCUGUUAUGUUCCUACGAAAUGCCAUUGGACGUAUACUGGCCGACCGUGAUAUCAAGAAGAAGGAACAUGCUCAAUUACGAAAAGCAUGCGAACAAGCAAUUGAAGAGCUCUGUACCGAUGGGAUGGAUGAAGGCCAUAAUAUCACGAUGAACGUACUACCAUCAAAGGCUCACUUUAUACAUGCUGAUCGAUACUUUCUGCCCUUUGACCUUGCUUGCCAUUCCAAAUCACCACGAAUUGUUAUUAUCGCCCUUGAUUGUUUGCAGAAAUUAAUUGCAUACGGUCAUUUGGUGGGUAGUGGAAUUGAUGUGACAAAUCCAGAUCGUCUUUUAAUUGAUCGUAUUGUCGAAGCCAUAUGUUCACCUUUCUAUGGUCCAAAUACGGAUGAAGGUGCAAUAUUAGCAGUUGUACUCGCACCAACAUGUGAAGUACAUAGAGGUACGCUUCUUUUGGCAGUUAGAACAUGUUUUAAUAUUUAUUUAGCUAGCCGAAGUCCGAUCAACCAGUCAACUGCAAAAGCUUCCUUAACACAGGUAAUUAAUACAGUCUUUGGAAGUACAUUGAAUGCCGAAGAUGUAACUUCAUCGCCGCACCAAAAUGAUGAAAAAGUUGUGCGAGCAGUCGUUAAGUAUUUGGUAGAACAAGUAUCAAUGCAUACGGAUUCGGUAUCAAACCAUAGUAAUCAUCAGAAUUCAACUUUCAAUUUAGUAAUAACUGAAAUAUCAGUAUCAUCAUCGCUUGCGUUGAACCCAGUAUCAACAGCAGAAUCAGGUGAAAAUGUCAAUGAAGAUGUACCAUCCACACACUUGCAUUUCCGAACUGUGCAGGAAGAAGAUGCAUUCCUUUUGUUUCGAGCACUUUGCAGACUUUCAAUCAAACCGAUUCCUGAGCGAGCUGAUCCGAACAGUCAUGAAUUACGUUCAAAAGAAUUAUCGUUGGAAAUGUUGUUGCUGAUUGUGCAGAAUCCCUCAUCUUUGAUACAUUCCUCACAGCCUUUUGUACUAGCAUUACGGCAUUUAUUAUGUGUUUCACUUUCACGGAACGGUGUUUCGCCAGUUGUUACUGUUUUCGAGAAAUCAUUAGCCAUAUUUGUACAACUAGUCAAUAAAUUCAAAAUGCACUUGAAGGUUUUCUUCAAAGAAAUAAUAUUCUCAAUAUUGGAAAGCAGUUCAAGCUCAUUUGAACACAAAUGGAUCGUAAUCAAUACGUUGGAAAAGAUUUGCGAAGAUCCACAAAGUAUGGUUGAUAUUUAUGUGAAUUAUGAUUGCGAUCUUACGGCAACUAAUAUAUUCGAGCGUAUCAUUGAUGGUUUAUUCAAAGUUGCACAGGGAGGAUCUACAUCUGAUUACGGAAGUUCAGCUGCUGUGUUACAAAAACAACGUGAACGAUCUAUGCGAAUUCUGGGAUUAGAAUGUUUAGUUGAAUGCUUGCAGUGUAUGGUUGAUUGGUUUGAUGAUAUUAGUUCUAGUCGACCUGUUGUUGAUGAUACGGAAAGUAUGGAUGCAUCAUCGGCUGAAGCGGCGAUGCUACAAACUUCAGCUGUGCAUCAGUUUGAGCAGCUGAAGCAAAAAAAGGAAACAAUGGAGCAUGGAAUUCAUCUAUUCGCUCGAAGAACUAGUCAAGGUUUGAAGUUUUUACAAGAAAGACAGUUAAUAGGUACCAAACCGGAAGAUAUUGCCGCAUUCUUUCACAAUGAAGAUCGAUUGGAUAAGACCGUUGUUGGUGAUUAUCUUGGAGAUGAUACUAAAAAUUAUGAAAAUUCAAGCUUCAACAAACGAGUGAUGUACGCCUAUGUAGACCAAAUGGAUUUUUCGAGUCGAGAUUUCGUUACUGCUCUGCGACUGUUCUUAGAUGGAUUUCGCCUUCCUGGUGAAGCCCAGAAAAUUGACCGAUUAAUGGAAAAAUUCGCUUCACGAUAUUGUGAAUGCAAUCCAAAGUAG